CUUAUAUCUUCAAACAGUUGAGAUUAAUAUUGACCAAUAUUGAUUCAAUUUGUUUUCAAUUUCAAUGGCUGAACACACUGUCACACCGGCCUAUUUAGGUCUACUUCACGCCCAAAGAACUGGUAAAUUUAAAGCCGACUAUUUUCCCGAAGGUUUGGCACCGUUUGGCACCGGUAGCGGCUAUGUUCACGACGAACUAUACGAUGAAUACAAUAGAAAACGAACGGACAGCACAAUCAGAGAACUACCUAUUCAGGGACCGCCCAAUUGGAGUCAAUUGUGGCCAUCGUAUAGGGAUAUCGGUGUCGACUAUAAAAAGGCGACACCAAAAGGUCAGCCAUUGCCAAAUGAUGGUAUGAGAUAUCUGCGUAAUAUGAGAGACGGUGUUUGGAAAAACUUCAAGUUUCGCGAACUAUUAGGUGAGGGCGGGUACGGCAGUGUUUGGAAGGUCAAAGCCGAUAGAAAAGUGAUGGUUGGCCAGGGCAUGAGCCGAUGGCAGUCAAUGACACUGGCCUGCAAAGUGUUACGGUUGCAGUCAAAGGGCACUAAAACAUUGAUGAGACGAAUGGACAGACUGCUGGGGGAUAUGUAUGCGUUGAGAUAUUUGCAACACAAAAACAUUGUCAACUUUGUCGACAUCAUUGGUAUACCCGACCGACUAACUGACUUUCCCUAUGCCUAUACACUGGUGCUGAUGGAGGCGUGCGAUAACGAUCUGUUUGGUGUUUUGGAGAAACUGCCCGACGAAAGAUUACCUCAGAGCGAGUGUGUCAACUGUUUCCGACAGAUGGCCGACGCCGUACGCUAUUUGCAUCGCCAGAGUGUCGCCCAUCUGGAUAUCAAACCGGAAAACAUACUGUGCAAAUUUCGUAAUUAUUCGGAUACAAUGGUAUACAAGUUAACCGAUUUCGGACUGUCCGUAACCUACGGACACGAUCAGCCAAUGGAAGGACCGCUUACAGUAGGAACACCUGAUUAUAAGCCACCUGAAAUGGGCACCGGUAUCGUACAGGCCAAACCGUGCGAUAUCUAUUCAUUUGGCGUUACUAUGGUACACGCCCUACUGGGACACAAUGAUUUUGAGCCAAAAACACUCAAAGAGGAUUUAAUGGCCAUUUCCAACCGUCGCGGGUGCCGAUUAAGUAAACCGCCGGUCAUCAGUCGUCGACUAAUUAAGUUAUUAUUAGCCAUGACUGAUGCAAAUCCCGGCAAUCGGCCAGACAUUGAUCAGGUGAUAGCUUCUGGUCAACUAUUAAUGUAUAUGCGAUCAGUGCGAUAGAUUGGUGGCUAACGACCCCUACCCGACCCGACUAGUGAUUGGUUUGCAUCACUUAUUACAUCAAUUUGAUCUUGAAAUCUAUAUCAACUGACAAUACAUAUGGCU
Messenger RNA from Oppia nitens, 1384 nucleotides. Its product is annotated as aurora kinase C-like. Bases 65 to 1279 code for a protein of 404 amino acids. Gene Ontology annotation, cellular component: cytoplasm; autophagosome. Lineage: Eukaryota; Metazoa; Arthropoda; Arachnida; Sarcoptiformes; Oppiidae. Gene Ontology annotation, biological process: autophagy; peptidyl-serine phosphorylation; autophagosome organization. The record is from RefSeq and is a predicted model, not a curated record. Gene Ontology annotation, molecular function: protein serine/threonine kinase activity; ATP binding. The transcript has 3 exons.